Pezoporus occidentalis (night parrot) is the source of this 2906-nucleotide messenger RNA. RefSeq names its product taxilin gamma (gene TXLNG). The record is from RefSeq and is a predicted model, not a curated record. Lineage: Eukaryota; Metazoa; Chordata; Aves; Psittaciformes; Psittacidae. The transcript is spliced from 10 exons. Gene Ontology annotation, molecular function: syntaxin binding. Gene Ontology annotation, biological process: regulation of cell cycle. Bases 97 to 1722 code for a protein of 541 amino acids.
GCGAUUGGCUGCCGCAGGGAGAAGGGGCGGGCAGGCAGGGAGAGCUUCCGGUGUGCCUCGGCUGUCGGCAGCUUGUUUGGAUGCUGCCGUCACAUCAUGGCGACGCGCGGAGCGGAGGCAGCGCGCGGAGGAGGCAGCAGCAGCGGCACCGGCAGCAGCGCGCAGGGACGCAGCCGGCGCCAGAGCCACAGCGGAGAGGAGGAGGCGGUGGCGGCGGCGGCGGUAACAGCGAGCGGCGGCCCGGAGUUGGUUGUUGGUGCAAUGGAAGAAGCUGUUUCUCAGGAGAUGGGAAUGAAUAACCAGGAUCAGCUGGUGAAGAGCAAGUGCGAUGAACUGUCUGGCACACCACUGCGGCACGCACAGUCCAACUGUUGUGGCCUGGAAAACACAGCUUCAUUGGAAGAAGCUGAGUGUAUCACAAAGAACAGAAAGCACCCGGGGUCCACAUGCUGCUCUCAAGAGUCUCGUGAGGAAACUCCUGGGAGAGAAGAAGCCCGUACUGAUCCACCUGAUGGCCAGCAAGAUCCAGAGAGUGAAAAACACAAGGAGAAAACUUUGGGAAAAGAAGUAUUGUUAUUAAUGCAAGCCUUGAACACACUUUCUACACCAGAGGAAAAGCUGGCAGCUUUGUGCAAGAAGUAUGCUGAUCUGUUGGAGGAGAGUCGAAAUGUUCAAAAGCAGAUGAAGAUACUGCAGAAGAAGCAAGCACAAGUUGUGAAGGAGAAAGUCCACUUGCAGAGUGAGCAUAGCAAGGCCAUUUUGGCACGUAGCAAACUGGAAUCUCUCUGCCGGGAGCUUCAGCGUCAUAACAAGACUUUGAAGGAAGAAAACAUGCAGCAAGCACGUGAGGAAGAAGAAAGACGGAAAGAAGCAACUGCACACUUCCAGAUUACACUGAAUGAAAUUCAGGCUCAACUGGAACAGCAUGGUAUACAUAAUGCCAAGCUCCGCCAGGAAAAUAUUGAACUGGGGGAAAAACUGAAGAAACUCAUUGAGCAGUAUGCACUGCGAGAAGAGCAUAUUGAUAAAGUGUUCAAACAUAAAGAACUGCAGCAGCAACUUGUGGAUGCCAAACUUCAGCAAACUACCCAGCUUAUUAAAGAAGCAGAGGAGAAACAUCAGCGAGAAAGGGAGUUUUUGCUAAAAGAAGCUACUGAGUCCAGACACAAAUGUGAACAGAUGAAGCAGCAGGAAGCUCAGCUGAAGCAGCAGCUUUCUCUUUACAUGGAUAAGUUUGAAGAAUUCCAGACCACCAUGGCAAAAAGUAAUGAACUCUUUACAACCUUCAGGCAAGAAAUGGAGAAGAUGACAAAGAAGAUUAAGAAACUGGAAAAAGAAACCAUAGUGUGGCGUACAAAAUGGGAAAACAACAACAAGGCUCUUCUGCAAAUGGCUGAAGAGAAAACAGUAAGAGAUAAAGAAUACAAGGGCUUUCAAAUAAAACUGGAGCGCUUGGAAAAGCUAUGCAGGGCUCUUCAGACAGAGAGGAAUGAGCUGAAUGAGAAGGUGGAAGUCCUGAAGGAGCAGGUUUCUCUCAGAGAAGCAGAUGUGGAUCUAGCUGUGCAGGUGUUGCAGUCCUGCACGCUCAAUUCCCACGAGGAGCUGGGAACUCCCAGUGACAUGGAACCAGGAAUCCAACCUGAUGUGGAAUCACUUGUGGCAAAUAAUUUGGCAAAGACUGUCUCAACAAGUCCUGUUCCUGGCACUGAAUCUGUAGACUAAAAUGAAGUGUAAACACUGUAUUGAGAGAUAUAUUUUGUGUAUAACUUUCUCUGUUGGUGGUAACUAUUUGGUUUUGUGGUGAAAAUUUUCUUACUUUUUCUACCAUAUCUGUAUUUUCUUAGAACUACUGGACUUACGUGGUACAGGAAGCUGCAUAGCAGCUUUAAAUAGCUUAAACUAUAGAUUUUCCACAACUGUGUUGCACAUCUGCCUCAUUUUUUUAAAAGAAAAUAUUUUUCCAUAAAAGGAUGCAUGUGCAUUUCCUCCCCACAACACAGAUCACUGUCAUGGAAGACCGUGUACAGAUACAACAUCGUUCUGGGGAAAAUAGUGACAGCAGGUCACAUUUUGGUUUAAAUAAUAUCAUUCUGGUUUUGUUCAUUGAUUCGUCACUCAAUAUACUAAAGAAUACUGAUUUCCCCGAUAAAUGUAUCUGCAUUAGGAUGUCUAAUGGCCAGUAAAAAAAAGUCAGCUUUCCCCUCUAGUAUGUUUUCAUAUAUAUGAAUGGAAAACUAAAGGUCCAGGACAUAGUAAAAAAUGUUUAAAGGCUUUUACGUACUUUGUGGUAUGAAAAAAACAGCUUUGAAAUAUGUCAAUUUGCAGCUGGUGAAACAGGGUGUACAACUUUGUGCAGGCUUCUCAGGGUUGUGUUGUAAAGGCUGGUUUGGGCUAUUUGCUCUAUCUGUGAACGUGUUAAAUAUAAAUACGUGAAAAAACGCACAGCAACGUUACUGAGUGGGAUUUUGCCAUUGUGUAGCCUAUUCCAUGGGUGUUAGUCAUGUUCUUCCCUCUUAGCUGCAGCGUGUCCAUCACAUGGUUAUCCUGACUAGAGGAAUCCAUUGCUGUCUAGACAAAUCUCCAGAUUAUCUGAAAGGCCAAAAAAUAGACAUUUACUGCUGGAGGCAUGGAAAACAUGAGUCUGUAGCAUAUAGGCUUUCUCUAACAGCCUUGUAUGCAGUAUAUUUAAGUUAAGCAUGUACUGGUUAUAAGUGAACAGGUAGAUUCAAAUACUUUUCUUGAAGUACAACAUGGAAUUUCUUGCACGCUCAACCUCAAAGCUGUACCAGUUGGCAGAGUGCCUUCCCAGUUAGGUUAUCUGGUAAAGAUGGUACUUCAAGUUCUUAUUCUUAACAUACCACAAGAGAAGCUCCCUUGUUAACCAUAAAAAAAAAAUCCUAGAAAAA